This is a messenger RNA of Anopheles funestus (African malaria mosquito), 4563 nucleotides long. RefSeq lists its product as uncharacterized. Bases 102 to 4271 code for a protein of 1389 amino acids. Gene Ontology annotation, cellular component: SCF ubiquitin ligase complex. The transcript has 9 exons. NCBI's taxonomy places the organism in Eukaryota, Metazoa, Arthropoda, Insecta, Diptera, Culicidae. The record is from RefSeq and is a predicted model, not a curated record. Gene Ontology annotation, molecular function: protein binding. Gene Ontology annotation, biological process: SCF-dependent proteasomal ubiquitin-dependent protein catabolic process.
CGAAUGCUACAGCAAGAGCCAGUCAAUUGAGUGAGUUCUAACGAUUAGGACGGUUCUCCGAUAAUCUCUCUUAAGCCAGUUGAAACAGAGUGCAGAAAACGAUGGAUUUUUUUAUUGCUAAAAAUCACAACACUCCCGUAGAGCCUCCGGCGCCGAUAGUUCAAAUACUAACUUUACCCUUUCCGAAACAAAAUAUUGAAAUAAUACAUACAAAUGGUAUCGAGGAGGUUACGAAAGAGUUGCCUAAAAUUGCUCCAAAAGAACCAACACCUGAGCCUGAGGUUUUUACCGGCUUUAAUUAUCUUCCCAUGGAGCUACUAUUAAAAGUAAUGAAACAGAUCUCCGUCGAUGAUCGGCUAGCCUGUGGUCAAACGUGUCACCGAUGGAUGGAAGCGGCACACUAUUAUCUUCCUUUUAGUCAGCGUAUCAUCUACAAAUUUACCAACGUCAACUUCACCGACUACGAGCCGCCGAUCAAGAACUUUCUCGGCGCGUUUCGCAUUUUCCCGAGGAUCGUCAUCAAAUCCUGUACCUUCUACGGCAACAGCCAGUUCUGGCCAAUGUUUGGAGAUCAUGUGAUUGAGCUAACGAUAAAGAACUGUCUGAUCAAGGAUACGGAGCUGCUCUACAUCUUGGAGAACGUGCCAAAUCUGCGCCAGCUCAAAAUAGAGCAGUGCGACGAACUGUUUCGAUCGUGGUAUUUCGAGAAGCGCAACAGCUGCUGCGAAUCUCACUUUGUUCUGCCGGACCUGCUAGAUGUGUCGCUUACGAACAAUGACUUCUUGGACGAGCUGCACUUUAACAAGCUGAUGACGCUCGCUCCGAAUAUUGCGCAUUUGGACCUUUCCAACUGUUUCAAGAUGAUCGCUUCCCAUCGGCGAGUUGCGAUGGUGGAACACAUAAUGCGCUUCAUCAACAUGCACCAGUUCCAGCUGCAGACGCUCAAGUUCAACGGGACGCUAGCGAUCGAUGACAUCUGUCUCAGCACACUUUCCAUGAUCGAUGGGUUGAGUCUGGAAACGUUCAGCAUGACGUUCUGUGAUAAGAUACCGGCUGCUAUCAUCGAUCUGCUACGCCGUCAGCCGGAUCUAAACAUCACACACGACCUCGAAUGGAAGGUCGGCCGGCAUCCGAUAAAAGCGCCCGGAUUUAUUAGCUUCCUUGUGCGGCAAACCAAUCUGGUGCAUCUGGAUCUAACUUCUUCGCUCGGUAUUACCGAUGAGGUGAUGGAGCUGAUCACGACCUGCCUGCCGAAGCUCAAAACGCUCAAACUCCGACGGUGCAUUCUGGUGACGGAUGAUGGUAUUAUGAACAUUGUUAAUCUGGAGCAUCUGGAGGUGCUGGAUCUCUCGAACUGCUACCGCAUCUCCGAUCGUGCCAUGUACCGUGGAGUAAUAGGGCGGAAGGUGAAAAAUCUCAAGGAACUAUACCUCUGUGAGCUACCCACCCUGAGCGACUACUCGUUGAUUCAGGUGACACUAAACUAUGAGAUGCUACAAGUGCUCGAUUUAAGCAACAGUCCCAACGCGGCAACGGAUGCCACCAUGCAGUACGUCAACUACUAUCUGGUAUCACUGAAACAGCUCCACUUGUACUGUUGCACGAAACUUACCGAUUCCGGGCUGACCGGGAUUGACCUGCCCGUCAAACCGAUGAUCACCUGGGAUCACGAAGAAACCUUCCCGCUCGAUCGUCUGUUCAAACUGCGCGUCCUGAACUUGAUUGGGUGCUAUCGUAUAUCGGAUCUCUCGCUACAGAACGCUUUCAAGUUGGCCGAACUGAAGGAACUCCAUAUGGCACGCUGUUAUCAGAUAUCAGAAAUUGGCAUCGAAGUUCUGAGCCAAAAUGCAAAGGCACUGGAAUUCAUCGACAUCAGUGAAUGUCCCCUAGUGAAUGAUAACUGCAUCGAGAUGCUAACGUCUAACCUGAAGCGACUACGUACCCUGAAGGUCAACAAGUGUCCCCUGCUAACGAACGCCUGCCUGGAGAUAAUCGGACGAAACUGUAGCUACUUGAAGUUUCUUCACGUAAGCGGUUGUCGCCGGCUGAAAAAACCUCGCGAGCGUCUCGCGCACCUUCCAUCGCUGAAAGCGGUCUAUGUUGAGUGUAAGCGCAUCGUGAAGCUUGUUACGAAAUUCGUCACGACAUUCCGCAAACGGACGCAGAUGAUACAAUGCACUGACCACGGGACACGGCCCACGAUCAAUCGUUUGUUCGAACAGCGACUGUACGCGGAAAUGAUUGGCAGAACGUUUGUGACUUUCAUCCGAACAAGCUGUUCGCCGUUUUGCACUCGAUCGCGAUCUCGUAAGAACAAUUUCCUGUUUUUGUGUGAAAGGAUGGAGAUGUCUAUAGAGAGUUGGUUUAAUCUGCACUACUAUGGGUUCGGUCACGGUGAGGAAUUCGACGACUACGACGAGGAGGAGGAGGAAAGCGAAGAGGAAGAGAUUGUCGUAGAGGAACCGAUCGAAGAAGUCGAUGAUCGAGAGUUUCCCUUUCAUGAUGAUGUCUUCUACAUCAACUUGAAGGGACCUCGUGUCCGUACCGGAUUUGACAAUCUUCCAAUGGAGAUUUUGUUGAACAUAUUUCGCUUUCUCAAUUCGGUUGAUCGGGACUCGGCGGCUCUCACUUGUAAGCGUUGGUUCGAUGCAAUGGGCUACCGGGAGUUUCUCGAUGAGGUGUGCUUUCACUUUGAGGAAGUGAGCAUCUGCGAUGGUACCCAUCCGAUCGCUCUGUUUCUUCGCAGCUUUCGGCACUUUUCCAACAUCAAGCUUACACGGGUCCAGUUCAACGGGUACAGUGAGUUCUGGGAUGUAUUCGGAGAGUACAUCCGCGAGAUCACGUUCUGCAACUGUAUCACGCUUACGAAAUCGAAGCUCACGAUGAUACUGAAACGGUUGCCCUUUCUGGAGUGUCUCGCACUGGAAGAAGCGGACGAGUUCUUCAAAACGUGGACACCGGUCGAGUUGAAACGGAUCGAGCCAGUGUGUCGUUGUUUGCGCAAGCUGGCACUGCGCAAGAGCAACGCGUUCACGGUGGAUCAUCUUCACUAUCUUAUCGCGAUGGGACCCAACAUUAGUGCGCUGGAAAUUUCCAAAUGUCUCAAGCAGAUUGAUGCACCGACGCGGGUGAAAAUACUCACCACCAUACUGGCGAUCAUGAAGAUGCGCAAAAAGAAACUGCAAGCGGUGGACUUCAGCUACACCAUGUAUGAUGAUCUAUUUCUGAAGCAGUUUGCGGAGAUCGACAACAUGUCGCUAAGUCAGAUGAGCUUAUCGUUUUUCGAACGGGCACCGAUUAAGGAUCCGGGGAUAAUUGAUAUACUGCGCUGCCAGUCGGCCAUCGUCCAUCUGGAUCUGUCCUCGUUCUUGAAUCUCACCGAUUUUGCUCUAAUCGAAAUUUCCACCUCACUACGGUUGCUGAAGACGCUCAAGCUGAACGGAUGCUGGCUACUGACAGAUUUUGGUGUCGAAUCGAUCUACCAGUUGGAUAGGUUGCAAGUGCUCGAUCUGUCCGAUUGUGACAAGAUUAGUGAUCGAGGGUUCAUGAAGGCAAUCGUAGAUCGACGGCGGGAUUGUAUGAGCCAACUGUACUUGAGUAUGCUGCCCGGGUUGACGGAUAGCGUCAUCCUGAAGAUUUGCCUCACGCUGCUUAAUCUUACCGUGAUUGACUUCUGCGGUUCGGAUUGCAUGAACGACACAUCGGUACAGUUUCUCUUUUGCUAUCUAAGGUGUCUACGAAUUCUGCGUCUAAACGGAUGCGUUAAGAUAUCGGAUGCAGGCCUAACUGGGGAGAAUCUUCCAGUGGCGGUGAUUGAAAUGUGGGAUACGCAGUUAACGUUCUCCAUCAGCGAACUGCGCAGUCUGCAGGAGCUUCAGCUGUCCGGAUGCUUCAAAGUAACCGACUUCACGCUGAUACAUUCAUUCCGUUUCCGAGAGUUGCGUGAGCUCAACCUUGCUCACUGUGUACAGAUAUCUGAAGCAGGCAUCGAAGCAAUGUCACUCAAUUGUCCAGCCCUGGAGCAAAUCGAUUUAAGUGACUGCUUUCACGUCAAUGACCGUUGCGUAGAAGCACUUGCGAAAAACCUGUUGAGGUUACGAUCGUUGAAGCUUGUCCGAUUGCCACUAAUAACGGUAGCCAGUGUGGAUGCGCUUGUACAGUAUGCGAAGGUGCUCCGUUAUCUGUACAUACGCAGUUGCAACAAAAUACCGAAAGAUGCACCUGAACGGUUGAGGAAAAUUGCCACACUACGUAAUAUACCCAAGUGUUAAUCGAGUGUUGUCCUUGUGGAUCGUAUGUAUCUGUCGUCGAUGUCCAAAUAUGUGCAAGGGUCUAGUGUUUAGCGUACUUUAUUUUGUGUUGCGCGUGUACUGCAGUAUAUAAAGUGCUGUUCCAUUAUUCUUAUUUGCAGGCAUGUCGGAAUGAGGCAUAUACACAUUCGGGAAAGUAAUCACCUCAAUCUCAACUGCUCAAUUUAUCUGGAGAUUAGAUCAAUAGAAUUGAUAUCGAGAAAACUCAAAAGAAAAGUGUUUCAAGUAAAAAAUAAAGCACGGCAUAUAUGUA